AUGCCUUCAAUUUCGGAUCUGUUUUCUAUAGUAACAGACCGCUCUCGUUAUUCACAUCACAGAGAAAGAUGGCUUGUCGGCAGUUAUGGGCUUCAAGAGCUGCAUCAUACCUCAGGAUCUCUGUCUUUCACAGAAGCUUCUCUUAUGCUUCACACACUUUUUUCAUCCGGUUUGGUCCAUAACAAUGUUAUUGAAUUUGAGACACUAUUUGGAAUUUUAACUGUCAAAAAGAUCCCUUCGACCGAUGCUACCGGUACACCGAACUCGCAGAAUGGUGAUUCCAAGGACAAAGGAAGGAAGUUUGUUGAAACUAUUGAGCUUCAAAUUGGCCUCAAGAACUACGAUCCACAAAAGGAUAAACGUUUCAGCGGCUCCGUCAAGUUGCCUCACAUCCCUCGCCCUAAGAUGAAGAUUUGUAUGCUUGGAGAUGCCCAACACGUUGAAGAGGCAGAGAAAAUUGGUUUGGAGUCAAUGGAUGUUGAAGCUUUGAAGAAGCUCAACAAGAAUAAGAAGUUGGUGAAGAAACUUGCCAAGAAGCACCAUGCCUUCUUAGCUUCUGAGUCUGUCAUUAAACAGAUUCCCCGUCUCUUGGGUCCUGGUCUCAACAAAGCAGGCAUGUUUUUAUCCCCUGGCUUAGGAUUUUGGAUAUUUUGAGAACAUUUAGCACAGCUGUUU
Vicia villosa (hairy vetch) is the source of this 675-nucleotide messenger RNA. RefSeq names its product large ribosomal subunit protein uL1-like. The transcript is spliced from 4 exons. The record is from RefSeq and is a predicted model, not a curated record. NCBI's taxonomy places the organism in Eukaryota, Viridiplantae, Streptophyta, Magnoliopsida, Fabales, Fabaceae. Bases 1 to 654 code for a protein of 217 amino acids.